AUGGAUAUCAUUGUCGAUACACAAACAUAUAUGAUCCAUAUACAUAUCAUUGAUGAUUUCCCAAAAAGGGAGGAAAGAUCGGAAUAUUGUACUUGCAACAUAGAGGAAUCAUCAGAACAACAGGGUAAUCCAUCAGAUAGGACAAGUUCCAUCAAAGGUAUGUUUGAACAGUUCAACAGGGACAUGGCAGUAGGUGCUUGUAUAGAUUCAGCGUUAUUCGGUCUCUUUUCAAUGGGUACCCAUACCAAUUCCAAUGAACCCAUACUUGAAUCCAUUGUCCCAUCAAUCUCAUUAUUCAUUCAUUCAUAUCUAUAUAGCUAUACAACCUACUAUAUUCACACUAUUGAAAUCGUUUCAACAACAACAACAACAGUACAAUUAGCAUAUAUUUAUAUAUUUACUACACACAGAAUAUCUAAAUAA
Messenger RNA from Cavenderia fasciculata, 423 nucleotides. RefSeq lists its product as uncharacterized. The record is from RefSeq and is a predicted model, not a curated record. Lineage: Eukaryota; Evosea; Eumycetozoa; Acytosteliales; Cavenderiaceae. The transcript is spliced from 3 exons. The coding region runs from base 1 to 423 and encodes 140 amino acids.